Bacillus rossius redtenbacheri is the source of this 9136-nucleotide messenger RNA. RefSeq names its product protein PRRC2C (gene nocte). Bases 231 to 8099 code for a protein of 2622 amino acids. NCBI's taxonomy places the organism in Eukaryota, Metazoa, Arthropoda, Insecta, Phasmatodea, Bacillidae. The transcript has 35 exons. The record is from RefSeq and is a predicted model, not a curated record. Gene Ontology annotation, biological process: cell differentiation.
GUAAUGACGUCAUUGUAUUGAUCAAAAAGUAGAUCGUUGCGUUCGCCAUCUUGGGGAUAUUGUAAAAGAACCAUAGAAUUGGGGAAGGAAUUUGUUUAAGUAGCCAUCAACUGACAGUUGAAUUUUCUGGAAUUGAAUUCCUUUAAUCUGUUGUGAACCCACUUGGACGGACCAACAAAUAAGGUUCGUUCCACGGGUAUUGUUCAUCUAAAUGGUUGCCAGCAGACAGAAUGUCCACUCUGUCAGGAAAUGCAUCAAAGGGGGAGAAAGGAAAGUCCAAGUUCCAGUCAUUGGAUAUAAAUAGUUUGUAUAGGGGAGAGUCUUUAGAACCACAGCAGCUGAAGCAUACAUUACUGCGCAAACAUGGCAUGCAAAGUCUUGGAAAAGUGCCGUCAGCACGUAGACCACCAGCUAACCUCCCUAGCUUGAAGUCGGAGCAUAGCGGUAACGACCCUGCCAUCAGUCUAGUCCCUAGUGGUGGAACAGGAUGGGGCAGCAAGCCAGGAGAAGGUACGGGCCAGCCGGCCACGUCAUCUCAGCCCUCACAGCCAGCAGCAUCGGCGGUUCAGACGCCGGUGUCGACAGCACAAGCACAGCAGCAGCCUACACAGAUUGCCGCACCCAGCAGUGCUCCUGUAGUGCCAGCCCCUCCGGUCCAGGCUGCCGGACCAGUGGUGGCCCCACAGACACAGUCAGCCGCACCACCUGCUCCGGGACAGGCUGGUGUGACGGACAAAUCGUGGAGCAGCAUCAUGGCGGGCCCGGGAGAGGCACUCCACCCUCCCAGCUUCCUUGCGCACCAGUCACCACAGUUCCAGCAGGAGUUCCCCAAGUUGUCAAGUGGCGAUGGGCAGGCUCCUGCUGCUGGGCCGAAAGGUGGAUCAGAUUCCCAGUACGGGCCGGGCCCCAGCUUGCGGCCGCAGACGGAGGGCAGCUGGAUUCAGGGUGGUGGGCGCAAUGCAGUUCUUCCUGCUGGGAACCCUCCUCCAGCUGCUCUGGUCCAGGGCCCGGGCCCCCUCACACCGCACCUCCCUCCAGGGAGCGAUCCUGCUGGCGCUCGGAACAGUUUGGUCCAGUGCGCUGCUCCGGGAGUGGGCAUGGUCCCGGGAGGCCCCGUUCAAAAUGCUAUGCCACCAGCUCUUGCGCACAUGCCGCACGGAGGGGCGGCUGCACAACAUCAGUUCCGGGGUCUCAUUCCUCAGUUUGUGUACAGAGGUAGUUUCCCAGGUGGGUUCCCACCAAACUUUACAGGAGCCAUGCAUGGGCCACGGCCACGCUUUCCCUACCAACCUGAUAACAACAGGUUCGCAGGUCCUCCAAGAACUACACCCAGCACUGGGGAAGAUGAAGUUGUUCCCCGGCCAAUAAUAAAGGAGGAGGAGCUCAUCAAGAUGGAUGACAUAGCUCAGGAUGCAAGCUGGGCAACUCAUGAUGACAUAGACUACAAUCAGAAGCUGGCCUUCAGUGAUGAUGAAAGUCCACAGGAUGAUAAAGAUGCUCGCUGCCCUAUAGAAGAAAAACGACCUGAGAGAGAAACUGAUUCCACGGAUAAGGACAGGGACGACCCGCGUAAAGAGGUAAAGCGGCAGGAUGGGAUAGUACCAACUCCGAGGGCACUUCUGGAUCAGCGAAACUGGGCACAGGGGCGAGCCCUGGGUGUCGACUAUAGGGCCCCCUCACAGUCCCACGGUCCCUCGCCGAUGUCCUUUCCGCUGCCGUCGGUCAGGGCCAUCCCCCACCAGGUUCAUCCGAAUGGCCCACAUGUGGUGGAGGAAGAUGAAAUAUGGCAUGAACGCAGGAGGCAGCAGAGUGAAAACAUGGCAAAUGUUGUUGAAAGAGCCAAGCAACGAAAGGAAGAGGAAGAGAAAAGGUUUGAGUCAAGUAGGGAGAGAGCAAAACAAAGAAAAGAGGAACAAGAGAAGAAAUAUGAUGAAUCAAGACAGAAGGCAGCAGAGAAGUUGCAGGAAUUGGAGCAGCGCAUGGGGUGGGACAGCAAGCCCAAGGAACACAGCGAGGAAGCACCCCCACCCCUGCCGCUGCCAGACUGGGAGAAGGGUCGCGACAAGGACAAGGAGCGAGAACGAGACAGGGACAGGGAGAGGUCCCGUACUAGCAGCGAGAGCCGCAGUGAAGACAAGCCUAGGGAACCACAGCCUAGGGAACCUCAGCCUAGGGAACCACAGCCUAGGGAACCUCAGCCUAGGGAACCUCAGCCUAGGGAACCUCAGCCUAGGGAACCUCAGCCUAGGGAACCUCAGCCUAGGGAACCUCAGCCUAGGGAACUGCAGCCUAGGGAGCCUCCUGCAGACUUCAGGCAGCCCCUACAGGUUGGGGAGCAGCCUAGCAGCUUCCUGCGCGGGGAGAGGGAUGGUCACGGGGAGCGCAGCGAGAGGGAGCGAGACCGUGACAUGAGGGGUGAGCGGCAGGGCCAGGACGUGGUAUUCUCCCGCCAGUUCCAGAGUAACCUGCCACCCCGCUUCCAGAAGCAGCAGGCCGAGCGACAUCAGCACCAGUUCCUCCAGCCGUUCGACCCUCGAUGGGGCGGCUCUUCCUCGCAUUUCCAUCCCACCCUCUCAGCAGGUGGAUUGAAGCUGGGACGCGGUGGCAGACGAGGUCUGAGUGACGAGUCUGUGAAUGCAGAGCAAGAGAAGGAACACGAGCGAGAGAGCCUUGAUGACCGGCCCCCGAGUAGAGACAAGGACAAGCGUGAAAGGCUGACACCAGACCAGCAUGAGAGAGACAGAGAGAGAGAAAGUCUUGCAUCCAGGUACCGGCAGGGAGCCAGGGACACCAGGGGAGGAUAUGACAGGAAGAUGUCCUCCUCUUCCGGCAGCUAUUUUGAGGGCGGCCCUGAAUACGGCCGCAGCUUUAGUAGAGAGUACGACCGAGAAAGAGUUAGGGAGCGUGAUCAGGAUGGUGAAUCGAGAACUGAUUCUGGUCGGCAAGGAUGGGAAUCCAGGCAGUAUGAAGAUGGCAAACAUGAUAGACAUGGCAAGGCAUCUGUGCAACAAGACCCAUUCGAUGAGAGAGAGACUGCUAAUGAUUGGCGAGAUAGCAAGGACUGGAAGAUGGGAGAUGAAAAUAAGAAAUUAGAGAGAAGAGAUUGGGAGAGAGAGAGCAGAGAGAGAGAAUCUGACCGCAGAGAGAGGGACUUUGACCGCCGGGACAGGGAGAGAGGAGAAGAACGGCCUCAGAGGCCGGACAGUUGUGCAUCCCGGGAUUCAAGCCGUGAUGACAAGUUGACCAGUGAUGACCAUAAGCCACUUCUCUCAGGUUCAUGGGCUGAAUCUGCUGUUGAAGCACACUUCAUGGACCUGAAGGAAGAAAAGCCCAAGAAGUUUGACUACUUCCGGCACAGUGGCAUGGAAGAACGUGAUAGGAGGGAAAUAGUGGGUCGUCACGCCCCUGGCCCCAUCACUCGGGAGAAACUCGAGGCUGCAGAGUUGCGAGGUGACACAAAGAGGGGUCUCACACAGCUGAAGAGAUCCAGUUCUGGACCUGGCCUUUCAUUGGACAAGAAGCAGGGGGACAAGGAUGCUCAGGUUGACAAAUUGGAAGGCAAACUGAAUGAUGCAAAAGAUGUGUGGAACAGAAGCACUUCACAGAAGACAGCAGAUAAUGUUGAUCCAGGUCAUCGUGCGGCAAAUAGUAUGGAGAACAUUGGGAAAAUUUGGAACGAAUCGCAACCAGCAGACGAUAUUGCUUCUUCGGAGGGUCAUUUGAAUUUGCUCAUUAGUGAUCAAAAAAAGGAAAGUGAGGGAACUGUAGUAAAAGAUGGUGCAAUUGAAGAUAAAGCAACUGGUGCAACUGUACCUAAAGCAGAAUCAAAUGAUGCAGAGCUGGAUACGGCUAGGACAGCAGAAGAGAAGAAAGCUAGUAACAAGGACACCGUAGAAAAUAAGAUGGAUAAAACUACCCGUCGAGGGAGCAACAGGAUGGAGUCUGGGCGUGGCAGCAGACAGAACUGGAGUAGUUAUGCAGUAUACCGUGGGGGUUACGGUCCUCAGCGAGAAAGCCGCGGGCGUAGAGGAGGACACAGGGCUGCGCGGGGCGAUAGACCACCAUCCAACAGCCACACUCGAGAUUGGGCGCACGGCAGCGACUCAGAGUUGUCCGUGGAUGAAGUGUCUGCGUCCACCGAAUCGGGCAAGGAGGACACAGGUCGCUCUGUGUCGCGAAGACACGAAAGGCGACCUCCAAGGUCACCUAAACAAGGAAACAGAAGAGGUGAUAAAGAUGAUCGUAGCAGAGAAGUCCGCCACUCUGAGAAUGAGAAAACAUUUCCCAGUCCAGAUUCUCGACGUUUUGAGAAACGUGGGGGAGGAUACGAGAGCAACCGAGGUGGAAGAGAAGGUUUUGCUCCACGUGGGGAGCCCUCUCGCAGAGGCAGGGGUGGAUUUAAGCCUAGAGGUAGUGUUGGUAGGAGGAUGGAUGGCUAUGGGCCACCAUCUUCAAAAAGCCCAUUUGGACAACCUUCUGAUGAGAACAAAGUGUUAGGGUUGAGUGAUAAAGAGGCCAAGGAUAAUCAUAAUGUAGAUAAUUUACGUGACAUUUCUAUUCAGGAUGAUAUGGGUACAGGAUUAAUGAGUAGUGACGAUAGGAUGAAGCUGAAACAGCAGCAGUUAGCAGCUGGCAUAAUUGGUGGGGCGAGACAUUCAAAAGUUUCUGGUAUGCAGGUUCCACCACGCAUGCAGCGAAAGUCGGAAAGCGAACGCAGGGACAGCAGUCGGAGCAAAAACUCUCGUGGCCGGGGCAGAGAUAGAGAUCACCCGGCAAAGCAGAAUUCUUCAGAUGCUGGGGAGGAGUGUUGGGAGACUACCUCUGAAAACAGCGAAGCAGAUGAUCGCGAUGGAAAGGCAGACAUCCGUAACGGCAGGAAGAGCUUCCCAAGACGAGAUGGGCAGGGUAGUGGUCGUCGCUCAGGUUUCGCAGUUUCCCCUCGCCCGGGGCGCGGUAACGGUGGUGGUGGUGUCGGUCAGUGCGUGACGUCCUCUCGAGCUCCAGGGGCUGAAAAGCGUUCCAACGUAUAUGGAGGCAGAAAUGGUCCAAUGUUGGGUGGUGGGCCACCCAACGGCCGUCCUCUUUCUCGAGGUGGUAGGCAGAGUCCGAAUAAAAUGGGAAUGAAAGAAUGUGCUACGUCUGUCACUAGGGUUGAUGACAUUAUUCGUGACCCUUCACUUGUGUCACAAGCAAUGGUGGAUGCUGCUAAGAAGAUACCCAGAAGUGAUAAGGAGAAAGUAAACUCUUUGGACAGCAUUGAUGUCAGUAGCUAUUCAAGGCCACCAGUCCCCAUGUCCGGGGGCGGAGGGGUGAGCAAGGCCCCGUUUGAACGGCCCCGUGUCAACAAGCUCCCCCCGCGCCUUGCUAAGCAGCGAGCGAAUGACAGACUGCAGAAGGCAGCCCAGCAGCAACAGCAGCACGGCGGCAUGCACGGCGAUGUCUCCGAUGUGAAUGCCAUUCCGCUGUUCCCAAUGAAAGAUUCGCCGCCAGUCCAGGUCCCCUCGGUAAACGCUUGGGACAAGCCCAUUUCAGCAGCCUUAAGGCCAAGUUCGCCUAACAUGAGCUCUGCUGCUGGUGUGCACCUGGCAUCUGCUCUAGGGAGUUCAACAGACGGCUGUGUGAUGGAAGUGAACGAUCAGCCUCCAUCUGGUGCCAGCAGUCAGAGAAGUACGCCGAAUGGAGAGAAGGCUGCUGUGAAACUUGCCAGAGAGAGCAUGGAGAAAGCUGUUCUUGAUGGAACCUCUCCUCCUGUUCAGACAAUAAUUUUUGAAAAUACUAAUUACAAGUCAUCUCCAGCUGACCUGGCUAUGAAAGCAAAGUUUGGAAAUCAUCUAAAAAAUCAAAGGAUUGAUAAGAGCAGAGAGCGGAAACUGAGUGAGGACGCAGAAGAAGUAGCACUGGGCUUCUCGAGCAAACCUCCAGGUACUAUGGGCGACAUCUCUAAGAGUUCCGACAGCAAAGCUGACCAGAUGCAGAUGCCACUGGGAUUCAACAAGAAUGAGGAUAGUGUGGACAUGAAGCUGGACUUCACAUUUGACUCUGACCUAUCUCUCGCAGAAGAUAAAGCAAAUAAGAAUAUGGGCCUGCCAAGAUCAAUGCACAUCACUGCAGGGCCUCAGUCCAAUAUCUCUCCCUCCACAGCCGACCUUAAUUUCAAGAUAGCUUCUGUAAAGAAGGUAUGGGAGAGUGUCCCGGCCAUGCCUACAGUCAUAGAGCACACGGAGGACGGGAACGUGUCCACAGCGUCGUCUUUCACCCCAAGUUUUGGCAAUCCAGUGGAUUCGGGCCUGGAUCCAUCCUCCUUUGUAAAGAGUGUGGAUGGCCCAGGGGAUGACAACUCGCAAGAAGUGGUAUACAGCACGGGGCCUUCUAACAGUUACGUUUCCAGCAAGGCCGACCCCACUGCCACCUCCAGCAAUGUUUGCAAGGUAAAGCCACAGCAGCAAGCUAUCAUGUCAGGGCCAUCUCCCAUUGGUCAUCCUGGUGGUGCAGCUGGAGCCCUUUCACCCCCGCCUUUCAACUCGACCGGCCAACAGGGUCACAUCAACUACCAGGCAACUCUUGGUGGAACUGCUGCUCAGUUUGGUGGUAUAUCUGCCAUCCCAUCACCGCCUACAGUAUUAUAUAAUUCAACACAACCAAUCCAGAGUGGUCUUUAUGGUGCAUACCAGAUAGAUGGAACACAGGUGCUGAGUGGCCAGGCCCGCUCACAGUUCUCCCAGUUCCCCCCGUACGGGCUGUCCCAAGGUCUGAGCCAGACAUCUGCGUUCAACCAGCAGUCCAUGUACCUACAGACCGCCCCUCACCCGCCUCCGAGUGCCGUGCACGACCUCAGCCUCUCCCAGUUUCGCUUGCAGGCUGCACAAGCGCCAUUCGGACAGUCGCAGCAACUUAGCAGCAAUCCCAACACAGUGCUCAUCUCCUCGUCUUCUAACUCACUGAUGUCGGCCAGCGUGAAGCCUUCAAGCCAGCAGAUUGGUGCCAUAGGCACUAAGGGGGCCAGUCCCUACCAGCAGAGCGCUCCUCAGCCUUCGCAGCUGUACAUACAGUACGACCCGGGUCAGGUGCUGAACGUCAACCAGAGCUUCCUGUCCAGUUCGCAGAUGGUGCAGCGACAAGGACCUGUCCAGAGCAACGUGGUACCACCCAUACCACCGUCAUCUUCAUUCUACUCUGGUUCUUCAGGUGGUCAGACAGGCUUCUUCCAGCCCACCAACUCCACCCUGCAGGCCGUGCAGCAGCAGGCGCCCACGGCACAGCAGAUGCACCAGACGGGCUCCCCGUACAGCCUCCAGGGCUACGGCAACCAGUCUGGCGCGGCCACCCCUGUUGGGCUGCAGAGCUUCGGUUCACAGUUUCUGUCAUCUCCGUUGCAGAUGGCCCAACAGUACCGGAGUUCUGGUCUUCCAGGGCCUACAUUCCUCAAGUCAGGAGGCCACAACCCUUCAGAUCACAGCAUCACUUCGAAUGGGCGUGCCCAGCUGAAAUCUCCGUCAGGCAGCCAGGAUGUGCUGUCAUCAGUUUUUUCCUCAGCACAAAUCCCGUCACCCAAGUCUCGCAACCCGAAGCAGCAGCCACAGCAGCAAAGCCCUACACAGCAGCAGCCCCCGCCCCAGGCACAGCACCACAAGUUCAAUACUUACCAGGGUGCUGCUCAGUCCCAACAGUUGGGGUUCCAGCAGAGUGUGCGCGGCCAGAUGAACAUCGGCGUGAGGGGAGUGGUCCCGGCCCAGCCGUCGCGCUACCCCGCCCCCAUCCAGAGGCCCGUGGCCUACCAGGGCCAGGGGCAAGGCCUGGCCAGCAACAGCAAUGCAGCAGCGGCCGCCGCCGCCAUGAGGCACCGGACUUCCCAUCCCCCGCCCGCCAGGCCACUGGGGAUGGGGAAGGGCGGGCAGUCGUACUACGGUGGUAACAUGAAGAUGGAUGGCAACCCAGAUGCAAAAAACGAAGGCAUCGAUGCGAAGAUGUCGAAUGGUGGCCCUGCCCAGGGAAGUAAUGGUGCAGGGUCAAACGGUAACAAGCAGUCGUCUGGGAGCAGCCAGCAGCAGUCAGCAGCAGAGGUCGGGAAGGAAGACAACUCUGCUCCGAGUGUUGAGUGAAGCAUUUUCAUUUAAGUCUGUUAGCCCAACAACUCAUUUGAAUGUGCAUAAUUGAUUAACCGUCUUUUUUUUCUUCGGUACAUUUAAAAAAAUUGCUAGUGUUUUUUCUUUCUUCUUAUUAGAAGAUUUAUUAGACGAACAAGAAGUAAAGGCUAUAGAAGGAAAAGACAGAUGGGAUCAACAUACUGGAACUGCUUCAAUUUUCUGGUACAUUUUUUGUGAGGAUAAAAGUCAUCAGUGGUUUACUUAACGAAUGUGAAAAGGAAGAUGCAACUCUCGCGUUGGUGUUUUAACAAACAUAGACUUAAUUAAAACUAUCUUCCAUAUAUAAUAUUACUAUAAGCCGUGAGUCUUGAGCCAAGCAUGUAUUUCCCUGUUAAUGAGGAUGGUGUUACGAAGGCGCUUGCGAUUUACCUAUUGAUUAUUAUUUUCAGUGUUCAAUUAAUAUUGACGAAUGCGUGGAAUGUAUGUUCAUCCAAGAGAACUGUUGAUAACAGACAUAUGGUGGCAGUAUUUCAGUUCCCCCCUGUGUUUCUUACGUGCACGGUAGUGUUUUGAGUGGGGCAACAUUGGUUGUUCAAACAUUAAUUUUUUUUUAUGCGGACAGAAAGGUGUUGAAUGGCAACGAUAAAGGCUGCUGGAUUGGUCUAUUUCUUUCCAGCUUUUUUGGACGUGAUAUAUAAUGAAUGAUGACUGUUGUGCUGGUGGUGGAAGAAAGAAGUUGGAAUAGUGGUUUGGUACCAGCCACAGUUAUAACAGGUCUACAGUGCUGCAGUGUUACAUUUCUUAUUGUAAAAGCCUUCGAAUCUUGGUACUUUGUAAGCUCAAAAAUACUAUUAUUAUUAUUAUGUAGUUAGUAGCCAUAAUAAAAGUAUUGUAAAGUCUUGGCAAUGGCAAGCGUUCUUGCCGCCACACCCUUUUUUAUUACGAAGAUAGUUAUGUUCAGGCAUGCGAUGAUUGAAAAUUACUUACUUCACCAUUUAAUAAUUUGUAUAUACAAAUAAAGCAAUGUGCAGUAUUUGCUGUGAAACUCGUAA